GUGGGGUAAAGUGUACUAAGCCUGCCAUAGGAAAGUACUAAUAGCAAAAAAAUAGAAAUCAUUUCUAAACCAUGAGUUCUGAAGCAAGCCGGGGAAAAGAAAAUGCAGUUGGUUCAGUUUCAGCAAACAAGGAGUGGAAGUGCCCCUUGGGGGAUGGACACAUCCACGGCGAAGACGUGAGAAAGGUUUGGAAAGAGUGCCAAGAGCAAAGUUUCUGGUACAGAGCUCUUCCCUUCUGUUUGGGCAGCAUGGCCAUCACUGGGGCUCUCAUCUACACUGAUAUUUGGAAAAAGUCAAAGCGAUUUGGUCCCUUUCCAAAACUAGCAGUGGCUGGAAUCCUCGGUUAUGCAGUGGGUAAAGCGUCUUAUGUGAGCACCUGUCGUCGCAAGUUCCAAGAGCUUGGGAUUGGACCGACGUUUGGACCUUGGGCCGGUCCUGGACGCAGAUCCUGUCAACAUGUGUGUGAAGAGUGUAAGAAAAAAUCAGGAGCUACACCAGCAGAGUAAAAGAAAAUGCAAGAAGUGCAUUUGCCAUCUCUCUGUAUUUAAAGGAAGAUUGCAAAUGUAGUUACAAAACUUGAAGAUAUGCAACACAAAAUGUACACAAAAUGUGUGUGUAUUCUACAUUUUUAGCUUUACUAAAGAGUUCUCAAUAAGGGCAUGGGAUGCUGCUUAAAUACAAUACUUCAUGACUCUCAAAUACCAAAUUAAGACUCGGUGUGAUUUUUUAUUGGUGUUUCAU
Messenger RNA from Entelurus aequoreus (snake pipefish), 741 nucleotides. RefSeq names its product OCIA domain containing 2 (gene ociad2). Bases 72 to 506 code for a protein of 144 amino acids. NCBI's taxonomy places the organism in Eukaryota, Metazoa, Chordata, Actinopteri, Syngnathiformes, Syngnathidae. The record is from RefSeq and is a predicted model, not a curated record. Gene Ontology annotation, cellular component: mitochondrial inner membrane. The transcript is spliced from 5 exons.